AUGACUCUCCUGGCGACCGCGUCGGCCGACAACGCAAUCAAUAUCUACUCUGUCCCGUCUACCCCAACACCGGACACACCUCUAAAACACAUACGCACGUUACGCGCACAUUUAGCAGGAGUGAACGCAAUAGCCUGGUCUCCGGUGGGACCACCGUACACUCUUGCCUCAGCCGGCGACGACAAAUCGAUCCUCCUCUGGGCCCCGCUCUCAUCGGACUUCCCAAUCGCGCCCUCACCAUUCAUGGGCCAUAGCAACUAUGUCUAUUCCCUUGCCUUCUCUCCCAAGGGGAACAUGCUCGUUUCUGGCUCCUUCGAUGAAGCAGUAUUCCUAUGGGAUGUGCGCUCUGGACGCGUGAUGCGCAGUCUACCGGCACACUCGGACCCCGUCGGCGGCGUGGACUUCAUAAGAGACGGGACAAUGGUUUGUUCCUGCGCCGGGGACGGAUUGAUUCGGAUAUGGGACUCUGGGACGGGACAGUGUCUCAAGACCCUGGUCGACGAGGACCGCAAGGCCGUCACGAGCGUCAGAUUUUCGCCGAACGGUAAAUUUGUGCUCGCGUGGACCCUGGACAACUGCGUUAGGCUGUGGAACUACAUCGAAGGGCGAUGUGUCAAGACGUAUCAAGGCCACGUGAACAUGGAGUACAGCCUGAGCGGCACCGUGGGGAGUUACUCGUACAGCACUGGAACCGGACAGAAGCGGCGGGCAGCAUUCGUCGCCAGCGGCAGCGAAGACGGCGACGUGCUGGUGUGGGACGUGACGAGCAAAGAAGUCCUCUGGCGCGGCAAGGGACACCGCGAUGUCGUGCUGGCCAUGGACUUUGGCCGCACCGCCGACGGCAAGGGUCUGCUCGUGAGCGGGGGCAAGGACCGCGACCUGCGCAUCUGGAUGCUCGAAGGCGACGAUGCCGAGGCCGAUUCCGACUUCUUCUUCACCACGCACGGCAAGCAGGGCUUGGGCCCGCAAGACCACAAUGACACAGCCAUGGCUAUGGACAUGGAUAUGGACAUGCAGAUGACCAUGGACAUGGGCGAUGUGGUCGAUGGGCCGACCUCGCGCGGCAAUCACAACGACAUGCACGGCGCUGAUGCCUCCGCAGGGGCAGUGGCGGCUAACGGGAACGAAAUGGAAAUGGACGUUGAUGCUGGUGCUGGACCUUCCAUCUGA
Messenger RNA from Fonsecaea nubica, 1170 nucleotides. RefSeq lists its product as hypothetical. Gene Ontology annotation, cellular component: Set1C/COMPASS complex. The transcript has a single exon. The record is from RefSeq and is a predicted model, not a curated record. NCBI's taxonomy places the organism in Eukaryota, Fungi, Ascomycota, Eurotiomycetes, Chaetothyriales, Herpotrichiellaceae. Bases 1 to 1170 code for a protein of 389 amino acids. Gene Ontology annotation, molecular function: histone binding.